Botrytis byssoidea is the source of this 1248-nucleotide messenger RNA. RefSeq lists its product as uncharacterized. The record is from RefSeq and is a predicted model, not a curated record. The transcript is spliced from 3 exons. NCBI's taxonomy places the organism in Eukaryota, Fungi, Ascomycota, Leotiomycetes, Helotiales, Sclerotiniaceae. The coding region runs from base 1 to 1248 and encodes 415 amino acids.
AUGACUGAAAGAUCAAAUGUCGAGCCCGACCCUUACAUAGUCGAAACUGCUGAGAGAGAAUCAAAAGUGAUCAGCUUGGUCAAUCAGGUAGACGAAUACGUUCGAUGGACCCUGGCAGAAGAAUUACGAGCUUGCCAAAUGGUGGGAGGAGUUCGUAGUACCAUGCUGGAGAUAAUGGUGCCGCUCGACAUGGAGAAUCCAUGGUUCAGCGAAGAGGACGAUGAAUCAAGACGCUCCGCCCGAUUCACUGACUUCAUCGAGAACCUCGAGAGCAUGGCACCCCAAAGAUAUGUCCAGGUCAUCACCCGUGGUAGGGUUCUUCUUGUACACACACUUGUUACGCUGAAUAAGGACAUCAAACUAUGGAGAUUUAAAUUACAUUCAACCGCAUCCAUUCGAUUCCGUCGUGAGAGUUAUCGAAUUACCUUACAGACGCUCAGAGAUGCCUGCAGUUCCUCGUUGAGUUCAUCAAGAGACAAAUGGGAAGAGAUAAUGGAAGAAGUAAGGUCAGCAGAAAGCGGAGGAUAUCCAAGGGAGCCAUUGAUUAUAAACGAGCUCGAGAAUUACUUUGACCCUGAUAUCUUUAUGACCCAGAGAGUCAGAAGAGAGAGCAGGAUUACGGAAAAUAAAUGGCUGGGGAUCAUUGCGGCAAAGAUGAAGAUCAUGAUAAACGAAUACAAAGUGAGGAGACAAGGUGUAGAACUGUUCGUCGCUCAGAUCGACGAGUUGUACGCUUGCUGGUACCCGAAGAAGGGAAACAACACCUCGUAUAAUCAAGCCAAUGGAGAUCCUUGGGGCAGCUCCAGGUCGGGGAUGAGAAUUCCAAGGCAAAUGGAAGUAAUCAAGGGCGAUCAAGCUCAGUGGAUGCGAACUCCGCGGCAGGAGCCGGACAAUAUAAAUAAACAUCCACAACCGAGUUCUUCUACUACCCAAACUGUUACUAAACACGGAAAGUAUGCAAUGACAUCUAGCAGCACAACCCACGACACCGAAACUUCCAGCAAGAACACUAUCUCAAAGAAGCGAAAGCAAUCGACUCUAAUCUCCGAAACAAGCGACGCCAGUACCGAGUCUAAACCCAAACGCUGUUCUGGAAAAAACGUAUCUACUUCUACCGUAGAUGAUCCGACGACAUCGUUGAAUGCGAGAAGAACGAUAUUCGAUAAAACACAGAAAAGAAAGCCAUUUGAUAAGAAGAUGAAGGAAAUCAUCGCUAUGAGUAAGGAAGUAUAUUACUUAGAGCAUUGA